This is a messenger RNA of Naegleria lovaniensis, 258 nucleotides long. RefSeq lists its product as uncharacterized. NCBI's taxonomy places the organism in Eukaryota, Heterolobosea, Eutetramitea, Acrasida, Naegleriidae. The coding region runs from base 1 to 258 and encodes 85 amino acids. The transcript has a single exon. The record is from RefSeq and is a predicted model, not a curated record.
AUGUUUGGCCCUUUCGCCAGCUUUUUUGGCAAAAUCUUCACCAAAGUGAUUGCACCCAAAGUGCAAGACCAUGUUGCAAACAAAUUGGCAAAUAAUGCCAAGUUUCAAGAAUAUGUUCGGAAGGCUGAAAAUGCUGCAGAGAAUUUAGCGGAUAAGGCUCCAGAUCAUUUGGGAAGAGCCAAAGUGUUCGGAGGUCACUUUUUUACCGAAUUGAAAGCCGUUGUGAAGGAGAUGUUUUCUUUCGGAAAGAAGAAGUGA